UUUUCCUUCCUGUUUGCCAUCUCGCAGGACUAUAUUUUCAAGUUCCAGCGAAACAAAACAAAUCAUGAUAGCAAUUACAUAUAAGGUGAUUAAAGUCUAUCCUCUUAAGUACCCGGAGAAGAAUAAAAAUUUCUCCUUCGCUCAGCAAACCAGAUGAUUCAAGUUCCUCCAGAGAUCGACGAAGAAGCACAUCGAGUUCGUUUACAUUUUUUGAUAAAGUCGUUCUGUGAGUGCUGACAUGGGCACGAUCACUGCCCCGUGGCGGUGACGUGGCGUCGUCCUUGCUAGCGUCGCUGUCAGUGACCAAAGGACCGAGAGGGGAGGAGAAAAGAAAAGAGAGAGCAGCACUGUUGAGUGAGCGAAGGCUAACUCCUGUGUUUGAGAGAGUGAGUGGAGAGUGCUUUCCUUGCUCCGUGUAAGUGUGGUGUUUAGUGUGGAGCUCCCAAGUGUGCGUGUGUGUGUGGGUGUCGUGUGUGUGCUUGGCUUGGCUUGGCUACUACUGCUUUGUUUUUGUGGCUUUCUUCUUUUGGGUGUUAGUGGACAAGUCAAGAGGGUCAGUCCUGACCAAUUCCUGCGGAGAAAUUUGCCGGUCGAGCCUUGGAGCUGGGUAAGCACUAGUUCUUAGCUACGAGGCACUUGGGCAGGGGGGUUAGAAGCAAACAAAGGAGGCUCUGGAGAUGGAGAGCGAAGAAUUGGCGAGAAAAGGGGCGGCCCAAGACAAGGGACAAGAAUGCAAGGAGGAUUCGGCAAGGCCAGUUUUUGGUGAGGCAUCAAAGGUGGAAAGCGCGGAGCGUAGAGAGAAUGAGUACUUUGUCGAGCAAGAUGCGGUUUUGCCGAUAGCACAGCCGACGAGUGAGCCGGGUUUGACAUGCUCGGGCCUAGACGCAGGUAUGGAGAUCGAGGAUUUCAUAAACGAGACUGUGGAGGAAGGCAAGUCGGACAAAGUAUCGGAGCAGCAGCUUGUCAAAUCCACUACAAUCAUAGAAAAAAGUUUGACAACAACACAGCCAUCGACAGCAACAACUCCAGGCAGUGAGAAUGUUACCGAGAAAGUAGCGGAAGUUGUCAUCAUAGACCAAGAUCAAGAAGUGGAAAAGUCGGAGGGGGGGAAACCUCAGGAAGGGCCGACUAAACUGGAGCAGUCUCAAACAAAAGUUGUGGAGGUGGCCGUAACUUUAACUGCUGGAGAGAACGAGGAAACAAUCGAUGGGGCUGCUCUCAAGAGUAUGCAACUCGAAGCUGGAGAUGGGAGUGACAAAGGUACUGCUACGCCGAACUCGACGAGUGGUCAGGAGAAGGAAACUGUCGAGGACGUUGGUGCUGCUCCAAAGGUGAAUGCAAAAGCUCCCAAAUCUUGCGUGGUCAACAUGGCUAGCGACGAUAACCGAGGAAAGAAGGAUGGUCAGAAAGGUGGAGCUAAGAGCAAUGGUCGUUCCAAGAAGAACCAGGCUGAUCAAACAGUUGUGGUAGUAGAAGGGGAGGCUCCUGCUACUGCUACUGCUGCAAAGCCUCCUGCAAAGAGAGGCCGUAAGCCAGGCAGCAAGCGAGCGGAGAAAGCAGCGCCUGAUAAUACAUCCAAGAGUCGUUCCUCGUCAGGAGAGCCAAAAGCACCUCCAGUUACCUUGGAUCUUACUACGCAGCCUUUCAGUGAUGCGCAGCAAGUGCAAUUGCGUGCUCAAAUCCUCGUCUAUGGCGCGAUCAUACAAGGCUCUGUGGCAGACGAAACUUUAAUGGGAGCUGCAUUCACGGACAUCUCCAAAGUAAGUAACCUUGAAUCGUUUGAAAGUCAAGCUGGCUCCUCCAGAUCGUUAUGGGAAAAGGCAUGGAAAACAGCAUCCGAGCGCAUGGUUAAAGCCGCUGGCAAAUUUGGAGGAAGAAACAGUCCACCGGCACCAAGGCCGCCACCUUCCAAUUUGAGUCCCACAAAUCUUCCAAAGUCUCCGUCGUCGAGGGGAAAGAAGAGUGGUGCUACUCCGCCGCCGGCGGUGACACCGCCCAGUACGUCCGAAUUUCCUUCGGUAUCUCCAGUGGCAACUUCCGUCAUGACAAUGGCUUCAGCAACGGUGGCUUCGUGGAACUCCGCGAGAGCUCGAGCACCUUCUCCAAUGGGAUCUGCAGUGGAUAGCUGGCUCUACCGGUCUAGCUUUCCAUUUGGUCAGCACCUCAACCUCUCGGCAAGCCCCGCCCCUCAACAGCCGCCAUCGCAGUGGGGGGUUCCUUCGCAGCUUUCGACACCUAUACGUGGAGGCUGGGGUGUUUUCUCUCAGGCCUCGUUUGGAUCACAGCCACCACCGUUCCCUCUGUUUUCUUCUCCGCAUCAAGCGAUGCCACCGCCAGCAGCGGUGGCGGCACUGGAAGCUGACAGAGGCAAAGGCACAGGGAAAAGAAAAAGGCUCGACGAUUCAGAAAGCACUCCAGCUCCUGCUUCUUCGUCACAGGUGAUUCCCAGCGACGUUUCUCCAGCCACCGCAGGACUUUUAGAAGGCAACGGUAACACGCUUGGUAUCAUGAGCCAAGAAGAACUGGACAGGUUGCGUGGCGAGGACUUGGUUCACCGUUUGGAGUCGGCGAAGAAGAAGGCGGAGGAGGCUGCCUCGGCUGCGUCGAGUAUGGUGGAGCAGAGCCAGACCGUGUGGGAUGAUAUCAAGGAGAAGCAACGCACUAAGAACAUGUCUACCAGGGAAGGGCAUCUUGCUUCUUCUCUGGCUGCUGUAAGUGCUGCUGCGUCGGUUGCCAAGGCUGCUGCGGCUGCUGCCAACGUUGCGUAUGCCGCUGCGUUGCAAGCUCGAGCCAUGGCAAAUGAGAUAGUCUUGUCGAGGAAGGAGGCAUCAAACUUCGACGACACAGACCCAACCGUAACUCACGUUACGCAGGGUGACGACAGGUCCGCCCAGCUCAAGUCUGCGAUCUCCGGCGCGAAGGUGGCGACGAAACAACACGUCGAGGCUACCGCUCUAGCAUUCACGAAGGCAGAGAAUUUGGAGGCUGUUGUGAGAGCUGCAGAGCUCGCUGCUCAGGCUGCUUCCCAGGCUGGGAAAGUCAUGUCGCUUGGAGAUCCGGUGUCACUGACAAGCAGCGAGAAAAAUGCAAAGCCGGGAGGUAGAGUGUCUGGGAAGAGGAAUACUCGAUCAAAGACAGCAGCAGCGAAGAAGAACAGGAGCAACGUUGAGGAGGAAGCUGUAGCAAAGGAGCAGAACGAAGAGAAUUCGGCCGAGGGGGAGGGAACUCAGGGGAACGAAACUGCGCCGGCGCCGAGAGGUGAUGAAGUUGCCGUGAGUAAUAAAACUGGAGCAGCACAGGGAGACGUUGUGGAUGCCGAGCCAUCAGAAGGCUUAGUCGAAGACAAGCAGCACAACAGGCCGGAAGAGAUCACAGUAGGCUCCCAUGUCGAGAUUGUUCCAGACGAGGAUGGGCUUCAAGGAGUAUGGUUCUCAGCCAAGGUUAAAACUCUGAAUGGUGAUGACGCUUUGGUUGUUUAUGACGAGCUUCUGGAUGAUGAUGGAAACGGCAAACUUGAAGAAUGGGUGAAUAUCACGAGUCGAAUCGACAAUGUUCCGCGUGUGAGGACGGCGCAUCCAAUGACCAAGGAUGGAGGCAUGCGCAAGAGGAGAAGGGCUUCGCAAGGAAGCCAGAAGUGUUAUGUUGGUGAUCACGUCGAUGUUUGGAUGCGGGACGGGUGGUGGGAAGGGGUUGUUCAAUCGGUGGACGAGAGCCUUGUCACAGUUUUCUUCCCAGGUGAUGGCGAUACUGAAGCUACCAAGUCUUGGAAUUUGAGGCCGUCUCUGGUGUGGAAAGACGAUGCAUGGGUACUUUGGCGGGAUACUUUGGGUCAGAAAAGCAAGAAACAGAAACUGGAGGAUGGUGGUGGCAAUCUGUCCUCUCAAGAACUGGAAACACCCGAGACCCCGACUGGCAAGAGAAAGAAACUUGAUUCCGCGACACCAACACCAGGAACAAGCGAAGCUCCUACUCCUACCAGACCUGCUGCAAGGGCCAAGCCUACUAAGAGAAGGAAAUUUUCCGACGUGAUCGAGAAGGACCAAGAGGCGAGGGACGCCUCCUUAGCGAAGCAGCAAACGACUCCACCGUCGUCGAGCAGAACUCCAAAACAGCAGCAGGGAAAGCUCAAGAAAUCGACACCAAGCAACAAGAAGAGCUCGCCACCACCGAAAAGGACAAGGCAAACGAGCAGCGCCAAAAGUAACGACGAGGGAGAGGUCCGAAAGUCCGGGAGGAUGAUACAUCCUACUUCCAAGCUAUUGGAAGGUUUAGAGACAACACCCAAACCAGCCAGCAAGAAAUCUGGGACGCAGCAAUCCGCUAGCUGAUGUACUUUUACCAAUCUCGUUUUCCUUGUUAACUACUUUUGCGUCCUGAAUUCUCUCUUCCACAGAUCGUCAUCCUUAGAGGAAUCUGUAUCUCCCUAGACUCGGCUUUGGCGUCUUGGCCGCGGCAAACAAAGCAAGAUCGAAAGGAGCUAAAGAAUUCUUUAAAGCGUUUGCACGCGUUAGCUGGAUCUUCUCGGUCGCUACGAUUGUCUCGAGGUAUCUCUUGUUUUGAUCAAGGAUACGGAAAGGAGCUUUGCAGAACGGGCACUUGGGAAUGCUAACCAGGCAAUGAAUUUGCGAGCAGCGGCUUAUGCCGGCCCCAUUUUUUUUAUGCAGUCGAAGCAAAAUUGGUGGCC
Molecule: messenger RNA, 4684 nt
Organism: Selaginella moellendorffii
Lineage: Eukaryota; Viridiplantae; Streptophyta; Lycopodiopsida; Selaginellales; Selaginellaceae
Exons: 12
Coding region: 678-4328 (1216 amino acids)
Source: RefSeq, a predicted model, not a curated record